Topomyia yanbarensis is the source of this 842-nucleotide messenger RNA. Its product is annotated as voltage-dependent calcium channel type D subunit alpha-1-like. The transcript is spliced from 2 exons. Gene Ontology annotation, molecular function: high voltage-gated calcium channel activity. The record is from RefSeq and is a predicted model, not a curated record. Gene Ontology annotation, biological process: calcium ion import across plasma membrane. NCBI's taxonomy places the organism in Eukaryota, Metazoa, Arthropoda, Insecta, Diptera, Culicidae. Gene Ontology annotation, cellular component: voltage-gated calcium channel complex. Bases 147 to 827 code for a protein of 226 amino acids.
CUCGACCAGGAGAAGUGAAUUGUGAUCCAUUGUCAGAUGAUGCUGGUUCGCUUGAAGGGUGCGGUUCGAGUAUUGCAUUUCCUUAUUUUAUUUCUUUCUACGUAUUAUGCUCGUUUCUUAUAAUCAACUUAUUCGUCGCCGUUAUCAUGGAUAACUUUGAUUACCUUACACGUGAUUGGUCAAUAUUGGGACCUCAUCACUUAGAUGAAUUUGUAAGAUUAUGGAGUGAAUACGAUCCUGAUGCAAAGGGAAGAAUAAAGCAUUUAGAUGUGGUAACACUACUCAGGAAAAUUUCCCCACCACUAGGAUUUGGUAAAUUAUGUCCACAUCGUGUCGCGUGCAAAAGAUUGGUGUCUAUGAAUAUGCCAUUGAAUAGUGACGGGACAGUUCUUUUCAACGCAACAUUAUUUGCUGUUGUAAGAACAUCACUAAAAAUCAAAACUGAAGGAAAUAUUGAUGAUGCCAAUGCCGAAUUAAGAGCAACUAUAAAACAGAUAUGGAAGCGAACAGCUCCGAAACUAUUGGAUCAGGUUGUUCCACCACCCGGUGUCGACGAUGAAGUAACAGUGGGCAAAUUCUAUGCUACUUUUCUUAUACAAGAUUAUUUUAGAAGAUUUAAAAAACGGAAAGAAACCGAUAAUAGACAUGUUGAUUAUGAUAAUAGACGCACCACAUCGUUACAAGCUGGAUUGAGAACAUUACAUGAAGCUGGUCCUGAGCUUAAACGUGCUAUUUCUGGAAAUCUAGAGGAUAUAGGAGAUGACAAUCCAGAACCCAUGCAUAGGUAUUCCAACGUGUUAAACUGGAUGAAACAUUUUGUACAUUGAUAAAGCAAUGAAAUA